CCUUUCUCAAAAAAUAAUAAUAAAAUAAAUAAAUAAAGUUACUUUUAUGCUAUGUGAAUUUCACCUAGAUUUUUUAAAAAGUUGAACUGCCCUCUUUGCCCUUCUCGGGUCUUAGACUCUUCCUAAUGGAUCCAGGGCAAAAGAAACACCCAGUCAUCAUCUUGAGGGGGAGGGGUAAAUGCCUUGUCCGAAGAAAGGUGUCUUGUCCCACUGUGGUUUAGCGGCUGUGCACGCCUACGCGAGAGUUGGUUCCCACCGGGUCAGCAUGCAGAGUCUGAGCCAGGUCCUGAGGAUAGCUAACGACCUGGAGAAAGAGAGUGGAAAAUGCAAAACAACGAAAUUAUUAAACCUGCCAAAUAUUUCUCAGAGUUGGAAAAAAGCAUCUUGCUGGCUUUAGUAGAAAAGUACAAAUAUGUCCUGGAGUGCAAGAAGAGCGAUGCACGAACUAUUGCCCUCAAGCAGCGAACCUGGCAAGCACUGGCCCAUGAGUACAACUCUCAGCCUAGUGUGUCGCUGCGGGAUUUCAAACAGCUGAAGAAGUGCUGGGAGAACAUCAAGGCUCGGACCAAAAAAAUAAUGGCCCAUGAGAGGAGGGAGAAGGUGAAGAGGAGCGGGAGUCCGCUGCUGAGUACCCACGUCCUGGGGAAGGAGAAGAUCAGCAGCAUGCUGCCUGAACAGCUCUACUUCCUGCAGAAUCCUCCUGAGGAGGAGCCCGAAUACCACCCUGACGCUGCUGCCCAAGAAUCCUUUGCUGUUUCAAAUAGAGAACUGUGUGAUGAUGAGAAAGAGUUCAUCCAUUUCCCGGUAUGUGAGGGGACCUCGCAACCUGAACCUUCAUGUUCAGCUGUCAGAAUAACAGCCAAUAAAAACUACAGGAGCAAAACUCCUCAGGAAGGUGCUUUAAAAAAGAUGCAUGAGGAAGAGCAUCACCAACAGAUGUCCAUCUUACAGCUGCAGCUAAUUCAAAUGAAUGAGGUGCAUGUGGCCAAAAUCCAGCAGAUAGAGCGUGAGUGUGAGAUGGCAGAGGAGGAACACAGGAUAAAAAUGGAAGUUCUCAAUAAAAAGAAGAUGUAUUGGGAAAGAAAACUACAGACUUUUACCAAGGAAUGGCCUGUUUCUUCAUUUAACAGGCCCUUUCCCAAUUCACCCUAAGACUUGGCUAUUGCUCCCGUGUAAUUAAUCUGUGUUGGCAAAGAAAGUCUGGAACAUGAACUUUGCAGUCAGUAACCUGUAACAGAGCUACAACUAGGAAACUUAGCGUGGUAGUAGUCACUUAUUUAAGAAUACAUUCAGGUAAACAGCUGCACCCUGUGUACCCCUUAAGGCAAAGAAGCUGUUAUAGUCUUCUGGAAAUUAUCACUGAGUGCUAUAAUUCUGAAUGUAAUGUCUCUUAAUUAGAAUUCAUACAAGAACCACGUGUGAGUGUUGUAUUUUUUUUUAACUAAAUGUGUGAUGGUAAAGGUGUAUGGCUGGUGGUUUUUAUUUUUUUAAUUUUUAGUAUUUUUUUUCUCAGCGGACAGGAGAGCUUUUCUAUCCGGAUUAAAUCCCUCCCGUUGAAAGUGACUGCCCUGUGUGACCACACGCUCCACUUUUUCAGUGUCAUCCUCUGAGUGUGGACUUCUGUUUUUAAAAAGCCCAGCAUUUGCAGGGCAUUUCCUCAUAUGGCUCAUAAACUGCCUUUUAAGAUUUCUCUCCAAAGAGGCAUUCCCAGUAAUGUCUCCAACAACGGUCUUUCAUUGGAACUAAGGAUGUAACAACUUGAAGGUUUUAAUGUUCAUUUAGGUACCUACAUCCUGUU
Molecule: messenger RNA, 1798 nt
Organism: Nannospalax galili (Upper Galilee mountains blind mole rat)
Lineage: Eukaryota; Metazoa; Chordata; Mammalia; Rodentia; Spalacidae
Gene: Msantd3
Product: Myb/SANT DNA binding domain containing 3
Exons: 3
Coding region: 325-1152 (275 amino acids)
Source: RefSeq, a predicted model, not a curated record